Messenger RNA from Melitaea cinxia (Glanville fritillary), 1527 nucleotides. RefSeq lists its product as uncharacterized. NCBI's taxonomy places the organism in Eukaryota, Metazoa, Arthropoda, Insecta, Lepidoptera, Nymphalidae. The transcript has 6 exons. The record is from RefSeq and is a predicted model, not a curated record. The coding region runs from base 100 to 1299 and encodes 399 amino acids.
CUGUCACAUCGCACUAUAAGUCAACGAGUAAAUAUUUGUAAUUGUAUGUUGUUAAAAUUUUAAUAUUAUUUCAUUGUAUGUAUGAUUUAUUAAAUAAAAAUGUCGCUAUCCGAUCUAAAACAUUCUUUAAGAAAAUAUGAAUUCCCUGGAUGUGCUAAGGAAGCUCUUAUUAAAAUAGAACAGUUGCUGGUAGGACGUGCAGCGCCUAGCAGCAAGCAACUAGAUAUAGCAAUGGACAUUAUAUCGGAGUUUGUUUUUUGCGAGACCGAUCGUCGAGGAAAUCGCCGGGGUUUGAAUCCAUUGCAAGAACUUCAACUCAUAGACAUAAUAUGUGAUUACCUCUCGGCUUGUACGAAUGAUACAACCAAGAAUACAAUAUUCUUAUCCCUUUUUGGAGGUAUGGAAAGCCAGAGAAAGUUAAAAGUUCUUAGCAUUCUAGCUAGCAUGGCUGUUUCUGCGUCUAGUACACCUGUGUUAUUAGCAGUGGGUGUAUGGCUACAGCAAAUGGGCUGUUCCUCUACUCAGUCAUUACAACUUGUUGAAAACGUCAUAAAAGAUCAUUUCUACUUGAACACGUCAAACCAGAGUGCUCUGAAGACAUUAGCAACCACCGCACCACAAUUUGUAUCUAAUUUUAUCACUGCGGUGACGGAGUUAUACAUGCACGAUUUGCAAAAACCAAAGAAAAUGCCUCCGAAAAAUUUGUUAGAAGUUAUUACGUCUUGGGUAUAUUCCAAUCCAUCUCUAUGUAUGUCGGCACAGUUAAAUCCAGCUGCUUUACCGAGUGGCUCGAUUCCAAUGGCUGCUGUUACACCACUCGCUGGACUUAUACAUUGGUGUGCCUUGGCUCCACUUUAUAUUGACGAAGAUAAAGAUAUGGAAGAAAGACCAAUAAAAAGAAUAAAACUGGAGGACGAAAAACCUUCAAUAGUUAAAUCUUUACCGAGUAAAUCUCUCACAGAAUCUGAAUUGUACAUAAAGUUGCAUCUCGGAGUCCUACAUAGUUUGCGAGCUGGAAGACGGACACACGGACCCCCUACUGCGGUGAAUGCUCAACAUUUAGCGGCUUUAACACCAUUAGUUCAAGCGUAUGCACAUCAACUACUAAAACGUGGUGUUAAGUUACAUACUGAUACUAAAUUACAGGAUUGCUUGGAUAGAAUAGGACAAGCAGUUCAAGUGGCUCUAGCAAAUGGUUGUGUUUACGGUAACAUAAGCAAUCUGCUUGCCGCACUAGACACAUUGCCGGAGAACAGGUUACUUCGUAUUAUAAUCAAAAGCCACCAGCAAAAUAUAUGACAGGUGCUUUGAGGUUCCGACGUAUUAGCAGACUAUGAAAACGAAACUUCCACUGAAGAGUUUUGAAGAUUUCUAGUUGUUGUAGUAGUAAAAGUACAUUUUAUAUAAAGUAUUUAGGUACGUACCUACGUAACCGGCACACAACUCGCUGACAAGGCUAAUCAUAAUAUAGAUUUGCUUUCAAUUUAAGUUUUAAAGGAUAGUGUGAAUAAAGAUAUGAUAUAUGAA